UGACCUCAUCGGCACCAUCUAUUCAAUUCUCCACCCUGCUUGUCCAACCUGCUGCUUCCAUCCGAGCAUAGAAAUAUCUACAGCCCCCGGUUGCCAACGCCCCGCGUCGCAAACAUAGAGCCAAGAGCAGCGUCGAUAGACGACUUUGCGAAUACUUCCCGGAUCGCGCUCUGUUACUCCCCGUCGUAACCCCUCAGGGUCCUCAGCCGCCUUCUGAACCGUGGAGCGUUGGCGCUUGACAGUCAGAAGACUCGCUCGCCUUUCUUUUACGUGGAGAGCACCCCAUCUCAUUUGCUACAGCAAGAUUCACUGCUUGGCAUUGCAUAUAGACACAGACUCCCCCCGCGCUUCCGUCGUCGUCCUACCAACCCCUGGAACUCAAGCAAGGCAAAGCAGAGAAAAGAAAAAAUGGCGUCCUACGCGAUCUCCGUAACGGACAGCGUAUAUAGCUCUCUCACCUCGAACGUGUGGACACUACUUGUCUCUCUCUCACGAACAAGCGUUACCGGCCUGCUGAAGCGUCUGCAAGUCGGGCAGCUCGAGAUCAGGACCGAUUCCGGUGUCUGGAAGUUCGGAGACCCGGCGCUCAUCCGGAGCAAGGAGUACAACCGCGAGGCCAUCGCUAACUCUGCCACUGCCAGCGCUGGCGCUCGAAUUUCGCCUAUUCCGGCGGGUGCCACUCCGGGCGUUGAAGGGCCAAGUCCAACCACGAUCCUGUCAUCUUCAAAGGGAGUUGGCACAACUGCUCCUGCUUCUACUUCUGCAGCAUACAAAAAGACGGACACAAUCAGGGCGACGAAUGCGCCGCAAGCAGUCCUGAUCGUCAAGGAUGAUGCCUUUUGGGUCCGCAUGUUUGUCGGUGCCGACCUCGGCUUUGCUGAGAGUUACAUGCUUGGAGAGAUGGAGACGCCAGAUCUCGGUGCUUGCUUUGAGCUCUUCAUCCAAAACCGCGUGGCGAUAUCAGAACUCUCUGUCGGUCUCGUCUCUUCCGUGAUGUCGUGGGUCCAGGGGCAGCUGAACAAGCGGUACGCCAACACGCGUAGCGGCUCGCUCAAGAACAUCGGCGCGCACUAUGACAUCAGCAAUGCGAUGUACGCGGCCUUCCUCAGCGCCGACAUGACAUAUUCGUCCGCCGUGUUCCCCACGCUGGAUGCUGACAUCACCGGUCCGCUGUACAGAAGCGUCAUGGAGGACAGCAACGCAUCAGUCGAGACGUUCAUCAACGGGCAUUCCCAGCGCAGUGCAGAGACCGGUGCAGUCAGGCGGCUCCACCAUCGCGGGCCGAGAAUCGACCACCCGGACUCCGCCUCGUCGCCGGCAGAGGACGAGCUGCUGGCCGCGGAUGAGCUCGAGGACGGGCAGCUGCGCAAGUUGCGUCUGCACAUCGAGCGUGCCAACAUCCGCCGUGGUGACCACGUCCUUGAGAUUGGCACGGGCUGGGGGAGCUUCAGCUUGGAGGCUGUGCGUUUGACGGGCUGCAUGGUGGAUACCCUGACGUUGAGCAUCGAACAGAAGGCACUGGCCGAGCAGCGUAUCGCCGCCGCGGGUUUGAGCAGCAAGAUCAAGGUCCACCUGAUGGACUACCGCGACAUGCCCGCUUCCUGGACCGGUCGCUUCGACCGGAUCGUCAGCAUCGAGAUGCUUGAAGCAGUCGGCAUCGAGUUCCUCUCCACGUACUUCGCAUGCCUCGAUCGCGUGCUGAAGCCGAACAACGGCGUCGUUAGUAUCCAGUGCAUCACCAUCCCCGAGGUGCGCUACAAGAAGUACAUCCAGCAGACCGAUUUUAUCCGCAAAUGGAUCUUCCCCGGUGGUGUCCUGCCCAGCGUAACUGCGAUCAUCGACGCGGUCGAGAAGGGCACUGACGGCCGCCUCGUCCUUGACACGGCGCAUGCCAUCGGCCCACACUACAGCCGAACGCUCCGGGAGUGGAGGAUUCGUUUCGAGAAGAACUUUGAAGACUUUAUCAAGCCCGCGCUCCUCAUGGACCAUGACGACAUUCGAGGUCUCGCGCCGGAGGAGCAAGCGAAAGAGGUCGAGAUCUUCCGACGAAAAUGGAUUUAUUACUUUGUCUAUUGCGAGGUUGGCUUCACGCAACGAACCAUCGGCAACCAUAUUUUGUCCUUCACACGCGAAGGCAAUGUCACAUUACCGGUCGGCUGUGCCUGAGGGAAGGCAGCAUUCACUUCCUCAAUGGUGUUCGUCGAAGCAAAAGCUGGCGGCGCUGACGACGAUGUAUUACGCGUGCCCGCACUUGGUCCAUCACUCUUCGCUGCAUGCUACGUGUAGGGUGGUUGCUACGUCCAGGGCGAAGACGCUACGCUUGCGUCGCAGUAAGCAUUGCUGCUAUUGGUACCGUUAGUGUGAGCAUGAAGCGAUG
This is a messenger RNA of Tilletiaria anomala UBC 951, 2377 nucleotides long. Its product is annotated as S-adenosyl-L-methionine-dependent methyltransferase. The transcript is spliced from 3 exons. The record is from RefSeq and is a predicted model, not a curated record. NCBI's taxonomy places the organism in Eukaryota, Fungi, Basidiomycota, Exobasidiomycetes, Georgefischeriales, Tilletiariaceae. The coding region runs from base 409 to 2166 and encodes 585 amino acids.